Molecule: messenger RNA, 9366 nt
Organism: Venustampulla echinocandica
Lineage: Eukaryota; Fungi; Ascomycota; Leotiomycetes; Helotiales; Pleuroascaceae
Exons: 5
Coding region: 1-9366 (3121 amino acids)
Source: RefSeq, a predicted model, not a curated record
AUGGCCUUGCUCGAGUCGGUCUUCAACCAUUUGGUCCUACCGCCCAAGCUGCCCGGACAUCGGGAUAUAGACUUCGAGGCCAUUGAACAGAACAUUCUAACUCGCCUCAUACGUACCUGCGAUACCUUGGGCAAGCUCACAGGCCAACAAUUUAAGGAAACAUGGGCUUCUGUUCGCUAUUCCCUUCGAAUUUGCCUCAAUAUCAAUCCAGGCCGUCUUGAGAAGGUAUCGGUGCUACAAGAAUUCUACAAUCUCCAACGAAAUGGUCUCCUUAUCUUAUAUGUGGUGGAACAGAACGCAGCGCUCCUUGUUCGACGUCAUAUCCAUGAUGGUGUAGAUACCGUCAUCUUCGAAGUCUUCGAAGCAUCACCUUCUUCUGAAGACGUCCUCGCCGCCGAGAAUGCACUCCAGUGGGACUUCCCCGGCCGCGCCGUCGAGAUACCUUUCGACGAGUUCCUCAAGAAGAGUUUCCAGGAGAGUCUUGCUGCCUUUCUUGAGCAGGCGAGUAUGGAGUCUCUGAAGCGUUUCGAGGCGCGCGCUGUUAAGGCGAAAGUCUCCGUCAUCGAGGCCCGGGAUACCACCGACCCAGCUCUGGUUACGCAGAUGCUGAUGCCCUUGCUUGAGGCUGUCGGAUCCUCCGUCGAAGUGCCCAUAUUAAGAAAGCGAGUGCGGGACGAUGUCAAUAUACAAAACGCAGAGUUUCCGUGGAGAAGACUGCCGUUCUGGCUCGUUCUCCGCGUCGCCAUUCAGCGUCAGCUCUGCCUUGUCCUGGGAAACGAGCCUGGACGGGCCUGCUACAAGUUCUUCAUUUGCACUGUUCUUGCCCAGCUUCUUGAUGAUUGUGCUGGUCGGCUUGCCCCAGAGUUGACAGUGAUGCUCAGAGCCAAGUUGUGCCGCCGCCUUGCGAAGUUGGAAAUGGACAAGGCUCGGGUUUACUCCGCCUCUGCCAUUUACAACCAGUUCUUCGACUCGCUCGGUCCAAUGUUGAAGGGAAUCAUCGAGAAGGCUACAGACCAGGUUGAAUCAGCCUGGGCACACUUCAAGACAACCAUCGCUCGACCUAUCCCGGGGCUUCCACCUCGCGCUGAUGAGCAGGCUCUCCGCCUUUCCCUUCCAAACAGCGAAAAAUACCUCUGCAAUCUUCUCGCCCUACCUCCCUCACAGCGGAGAGAUCCUGCGUCGCUGCAUAUGCCUCCCUCGGGUGAUGGCACCAUAGAACAAGUCACAAACUUCACCGACCGCUACUUCUCCUUGGCCAGAUUGGAGAAAGGCAUCGAGAAGGAACGGGCAUUAUCACCUGAGCCCGUGGCAGACUGCGAAGCUCGCUGUGUACAGUUGGCAAAGUCGAUUGUCGACGUAUUCACCAUAGUUGGAGAUGCUUAUGACUCUAAUCCAGAACAAAUGAGCAUCUUCAUCUUAAAUCUAUUUGACCUCUGGGUCCAAAUGGAUAAAUGCGCUAUACGAGCCUGCCCCCUCCUCCGCGACUACACCCCAGUAUUCAACCCUGAGCUGCUGGAUGUUCUGCACCUCCCUACAUUAUCAAGCAUGCAACGCCUCCAAGAUAUCCAGAGCCAUCUCCGGAGCAGAUGUGGCGAUUGUCGGUUUGCUCACAAGACGAUUUUCAGCGAACCUGAUGGGAACUGCUUCGCUGCGCGAUAUGUAGCACAGUCUGCCUUGCUGCGCAGACUGCAGGAACGGAUCGAGAAAGCAUCGAGCAAGUCGCGCGGAAAUAAGGAAUCCGAAUGGAACAACGCUUGCCGUGAAUAUGACGACCUUAGCCAGGAAAUAAAGAGCGGCGUCUGUGUUUGCACGACCAAUUAUGAUGGAUCUCGUAACGUUAAAGGGUGCAAAAAGUGCUGGCGUUGGCGCUGCCGGAAAAAAAUGAAAAUCGGUAUCCACGAAGACUUCCUUCCCAAAGAUGGUGCUCAAAAAGCGGCAGUAGCGCUAGAGCUUGGAAUUCCCAGCUUCCUAGCGGCAUACCGAAAUGCCACAUUUAGGAUACUCAGCAAUCUGGGGCACCCGAGCAAGCCCGGUAGCUCCUCGCCACCGGCCAUGCUCCUGAAAGACUACUCCCAGAUUCAGCGAUAUAUGAAAUCAGCCAUGGAUGGUGUCUCGCUUGCGUCAGCAAAGAAAUCCUUUCUCCAGACCCAUUUCAAGGCGUUCAAAAUGAAGGUUGAUCUCUCUGAUAUUCUCUUGCCGCUGGGGCUAGACUUUGCAUACCACGAUGCCGAGUCUGGAGUAUGGCUGAGAAAUCUUGACAAACAAUUGUCAUUUCAACACCUUUGUGGAGUCCAUGUUCCGCGCAGUCUACAAGCCUCAGUCAUUGGAUCGCCGGUAUAUCCCGCUCCCAACAUCGAUGGGCCGUCAUCCUACGAGAUCGUUGCUAGUCAAACCAGGUGCCCGUCAGACAUCUCCGCUCACGAGUUCAUGAGCUAUCAAAGAUUGCUCUCUGGGAAGACUCGUCGGUGGCUGACCAUGCUGGUGGAGCUGGGGGCCUCCAACCUAAACUUCAGCGCCGAAGAUACUAUGCUCAUCUUCAAUCAUCUCGCCGUGCAAGCAGGGCCGGCACACAGUGAAGCCGACCUUUUGCGAGACGCUCACGUCGUCUUCCGGGAUCAGUCUUUCUGCCAGCGCUUGGCAGGACAGAUCGAUAACCGUCUUCGCAAUAUAACUACCAACUGGCGGGAGAUGCAUUGCAUGGAGAUGCUCAUCACCCUCAGCCUUCGACUUUUCAACUUGACAUCGGGCCGAGAUCGUCAAUCCGCGGAGAGGCUGCUCAAGGCCGCGCGUGAGUCAACUUUACAAUGGAUCUCCCACCUCCGUGACGAGGUUAGGAAUGCAGUCGAGGCUGACGCAGCAGAGAGGGCGGCAAGGUACGGAUGCUGGGCCGCUCUGCUUUGCCGGAGGACCUUCACCACCUUUGUUGACUCGGAUUCCGGGGUGAAUGCAGAGGAUCUAUGCUCUUUUGUCCAAGCCUCGAUAGCUCUGCAAGAAAACCUCGUAGUCGAUCUUGCGAAGCUCCCCUCAAUACUGAAAAAUAUGCUGGUCAGAGAUAUGAAAAUGGCGUAUCGCAUACGACGACUCAUCCAGACUUCUAUUGAAUCCAAUCCUGACAGCCUAGGGGCUGCAAUCAAUAAGACUUGGUCCGAUUCUAGCAAUUCCACUGGGAGGACUUACUCUCAUUGGCAGUUCCUUUCCUCCCCGAACAAGAGAUGGGUCGUUUCGGUCAUCACUAGUACGGCUAACAAGUUCAUCGUCUCUCAGGUAGUCCACCACAACUUCGUUGAGGGACACCUGCUAGUGGACGGGAAGCCAUUAGGGAGACUGCCCCUGGACAUCAGGGAAUCAGAGGACGUCAAGGAGCUUUUCGGAAACCAGCACCUUCUGACCUUCCCCUCAUCACUAAGCGGCAUGAGUCACGUCAUGGCAACUCGUAUACGCGGUAAUGAAGUCCAUUUUGGACUUCGCGGAAAGAGUGUGGUCAUUCGAGCUCUUGUCAGAGACAGUCUUCUGGAGUAUGUUCCUCGGCGCGUAUUUACGGACAGUGACAACUUUGAUCUGCCCUCAGGUCUCAUCGAAAAUUGCGUACACUGGCUUAAUCUCCGUACAAGGCGCCUGGAGAUCCGACGGAAACCUGUCAUAUGGAAGACUAGGCAGAGUGACUGGAUUCUAGAUGUCUCCAAUCGCCGGGCGCAGCGAAAUCGGGUUGUCUUGGUUGAUCCCCAUUCAGAUCUCUGCAAGCGCGUGGCUGAGAUCUUCCGCCACUUCGAGGAUCCCCGACGGUUGACCGUCUUCCAGCCCGCAAUAGGCACACUUUCGGUUGAGAUGCGGCACCUCGAGCUCUCUUUCUUUGUCAAUAAAAGCAACCUUCUUGAGUGUCGAGAGCUGAACGCAGAGAUCGAUCCCAACCAAGACGCGGGGACGCUUUACGGAUUCCUGAGCAAGAUAGUGCUUCGUGACGUAGCCGAUCCUGAGCGGCGAAGCAUAAUUACUCCACUGGGACAGCUGACUUACAAGCGUCACGGUAUGCAUGUUGCGGUUCGAGCGAGCAGCACCACCGAAUAUGGCAGGUUCGGAAUCGAUGAUGUUUUGGGACGGUUGUCAUGUCCGCCUGAGCCGCGCUUACUCUACUCCAAAGCUCAGUUCCAUGCAUUCACCUCAUUUGUUUUGCCGGAACCUCUCACCGGGCGCACUGGCGCAGAGGAAGCUCUGCACACGCUCAGAUCAGGCUAUUGCCAGCCCUGGACGCCAUUGAGCGACGGUCUUGCCUCCAUUCUGAGAGUCAUCGGCAGACUAAGCCCGGGUAGAGAGUAUUAUCCGAAGGACAAGAGACGCCUGCAGACCGUUACCUGGGACCAACACCUAACCAUAAGCGUUCAACACGAUAGCUAUGAGGGUCUCGCCCAAGAGAUACUGGCCAAAUCAGAUCGGCUCCGAGCCUUUACUGCGGACGAGGACGAAGCGAUAGAUUUUAACGACGAGAUCCCUUCUCACCUCCGAAGGCGCGGUGAAAUUCGGCGUCUUAUUUACGAGCGCGGCACUUCUGAUCCGGGCGGAUUGAUAACAGGGAAGGACAUGAUGUACAACCCCAGGGAUCGACAUAUCAUUUUGCCCCAAGCAACCAAUGUUUACCAAAUCGUGGGACUUGUUCGCAAGCGACCGUUUCGUGCCCAUAUGACAAGAAAGCUGGCAGCCAUUCUUCAACACUGGAAAUUGAUCGGUGGAUUUCACCAUACCAACUCAGAUUCACAAAGCAUUUCGAGCUGCCUCAGCGAUCUGAUGGAGAACAAUAUCGGCGAACAAUGGGGCAGUCUCGUGAAUCUUUGCCGACAUACUGAUCCUCAGGAUCCGUAUAGGCUAAUAUUUCGACUUGGCCUCUUGUCAUUUGGUACAAAGCCUGACAUGGACGCGAUCCGGUCGCUGGCUGCAUUCGGUUGCUUAGAUGAAUUGAAAGUCUUACAGCCACCAAUCAGUCCUUGCUUUACUGAUUUCAAGCUCUACGCAUCGCCAACGCUCGAAUGGCUUCUGAACUUCAUCGCAGCCGACUAUCCCGUUACUGAACCGGAUGCCAGAAGGAGUAAAAGAGAGCAAGAUCGGUUUCAAGAGAAGCAUCGGAUCCUGUGCGAGGCUGAAGGGAAACGCCUAGCCACCUUUCUCUUAGAGCAGUGGCCCAGCUCGGAACCAUCAGAAGGGGAAUUCGAAUCAACGGUGCUUAAUGGCGAGCUAGCCAUGGAAAGAAUUCUCCCUGAGUGGCAACACCUGCAUCGGAAUAUACGUCUUUCGGAGUAUGUUAUUCAAGCCCAGGAGAUCCUGGAUCGCUACAAAGGCGCGAACGGCAUGUCGGUACCACGAGCUUGGAACGAAGAACCUGCAGCCCUCGGGCCUAAACGUGGUUCUCCUAUUCCAUCACUAUCAGAUCUUCUAGUGAAAUGCGCGCCUCUUCCUUUAUGCUACUUGUCUCAUGGAGCACUUCUGAGCAAAGAUCUACCCCGAGGUGUACAUUCGCCGAGCGAGCGGAGCAAGAUUUCCCGAAAGCCUACUUCAUCCAAGGAGAUUGUUGAGCUAGGUAAGAUCUUAGAUUUAUUCGCCGGAUCCGCGGACGUUCUGCGGCAGCAAUAUGGAAAUGACCUGAAGAAGAGCCUUCUUGCUCUAGAGAACGUCAGCAACCAGCCGCAGCUUCAAGAGACGCCGCCAGGUGUCGAUAUUGUUAGAGAGGACAUCGAAAAGGCUCGGGCGGCUCUGAAUCAUGAGUUUGAACGCGUUCAGAAUACCUUCUCCGCCGAGGACGAUCGCUUCCAAUGGCUUCAAUUGGGUAGCUUGUGGCCAUGCACCACGCCGAUAACAGCUCUCGAACAGCUACGGUCAAGCUCUGAUCACCGUUUCGGAAGCAAUACGAGAGAAGGUCUGGUUUCGUAUGGCGUUCUAGCUACGACUUUGCAAAGGCUACUCCGUAUCAGACAUGCCCAAUUAAAAGGAGAUCACCAUAAGCUGCUUCAGGAAUGGGUAAAUACUGGCCAUGAAAACUGGAGCCCUUUGGAGUUCCCUGACUGGUUACUUCUUGAGAUUGAAAGCGAUCUUCUCAUUCGCUGUGAGCAGAUAGAUGUUGCACAUGCUAUUAUAUCGCCGGCAUCUGGAUCAAACUCUGUAUUACAAAUGAACAUGGGCAAGGGAAAAACCUCUUGCAUCGUGCCUAUGGCUGUGGCGAUUCUGGCAGACAAGAAGCAGCUCUCGCGCCUUGUCGUGCCAAAGGCGCUGCUCCUGCAGACUGCUCAAAUAGUUCAGUCUAGACUAGGGGGGUUAGUAGGUCGAGAGAUCAGGCAUGUUCCAUUCUCUCGCCGGACCUUGACCACGCCGAACAUGCUCCGACUUUACUCCGCACACCAUCGCGAAAUUCUUCAAUGUUGCGGUGUUAUUCUUACUACUCCCGAGCAUAUCUUGUCGUAUAAGCUCAGCGGGUUACAACGCCUUGCGGACUCCCGGCUUAAUGAAGCGCAGGAGAUGGUCACAUUUCAGUCAUGGUUAACUAGCACUUGUCGCGAUGUCCUUGAUGAAUCAGAUUUCACCUUGGCGGUCAAGACGCAAUUAAUCUAUCCGAGUGGCCCACAGAUAUCCGUCGAUGGACACCCACACCGCUGGGAGGUUGCACAGAUCCUGUUGUCUCUAGUUGAGGAUCAUCUCCCGGAUCUUCAGCGCGAUUUCCCACAAAGUAUCGAGGUCGCCAAACGACCAGGUGGAUUUCCCAUGAUACACCUCCUCCGAACAGACGUGGAAGACGCCCUGCACCACCGAAUCAUAAAUGACAUCUGCGACGGACGGAUUUCCUUCCUCCGUCUGACCAACUCAGCCGUACCUGUUAGUGGGCGCGAGAUCAAGCGCGUCUUAUCAGAUGACGAUCUCGACCACAAGCUCAUCGAGCAGGUAUCGACUCUUUUUGCAGAUAGAUCUUCGGCUCGCAAGAACAUCCUCCUUGUCCGUGGCUUGCUCUUGAACAGGAUUCUCUUACUCUGCCUGAAGAAAAGAUGGAAUGUGCAGUAUGGGCUGCACCCAAACAGGCAUCCUAUUGCAGUCCCUUUCGACGCGAAAGGGGUUCCAUCUGAGCAGGCAGAGUUCGGUCAUCCUGACGUCUCUAUCCUGUUUACUUGCUUGGCUUUCUAUUACUCGGGCCUCAGCCUAUCUCAGUUCCGCGAAGGUUUACAGCAUGUUUUGAAGUCUGAUGAUCCAGCAGCGGAGUAUGAUAGGUGGACUUACGGUUCUGAUGGCCUGCCAGAAGCCUUGCAUCACUGGAAUGUCAUUAACGGAGAUGACCAACGACAGGUCGAGGAACUCUGGCGUCACCUUCGACUCAAUAGAAGCGUCCUUGAUCAUUACAUGAACAACUUUGUCUUCCCUGCCCACGCUAAGCAGUUUGGCGUCAAGCUGCAGGCUUCUGGGUGGGACCUCCCCUUGUUCUCGAAAUCUCGACCGGGAGAGGAAACCUCGUGCGCGAAGACAACUGGUUUCAGCGGCACAAAUGAUAACAAGAUGAUGCUCCCACUGAACAUCAAGCAAGAUGACCUACCCAGCUUAUGCCAAACCAAUGCAGAAGUGCUCAGUUAUGUUCUGCAAGGCCGGAACCGGCAGUAUCACCUUGCAGCUUGGCAGGGAAAGCGCCUGACAGAGGAAGGGCUGCUGCGAAGGAUCGCGGGAAUGGAGAUUAGAAUUCUGAUCGACGCCGGUGCCUACAUCCUCGAGAUGGACAAUCGGACCCUCGUUAGGGCAUGGCUAGAUAUAGACACGCAAGCCAAGGGGGCUGUCUAUUUUGGUGCUGACAACAGAGCCUGGGUUCAGUAUCGAGGAGGGAAGGAGGCGGUCCCACUGCUCGCCACCCCUUUUGCCGAGAAACUUGACCAAUGCCUCGUGUAUAUUGACGAAGCACACACACGUGGAAUAGACUUGAAGCUGCCCCAGAAAGCUCGCGGAGCAUUAACACUAGCUCUCGGCCAGACGAAAGAUCACACGAUGCAAGCUGCGAUGAGGCUACGACAACUGGGAACCACUCAGUCUAUCGUUUUCUUUGCCCCCCCGGAGGUCCACCAGAGCAUCCUGGACGUGUGUAGGAGAAGGCGUGGGAAGGUACUUGAAUCUUCCCGUAUUGGUUCCUCUCACGUCGUGUGCUGGCUUCUGGAACAGACCUGCCGUGCGAAUGAGCACUUGCAGAAUCUGUAUCUUGCACAAGGAACGGAUUUCUGCCGCCGGACGGAUGCGCAAUGGAAAUACGUGAAGUUCCUCACGGAAAAUCGCCACCGAGAAGCCUAUCUCAGAGUAAUUCAGCACCCAGAGCGCCAGACUCUUGAGCAGCUGUACGGGGUAGUGACAGACACCCAGCCGAGUUCCGUCGCUGAUGUGCCGUCCGCGGAACUGAAGGGUUUCAUGGAGGAGCUCGGUGAGCAGAGACGAGCAGCAAACAGCAAGGGAGACCGUAUUCAUAGCUCUGUGUUAGAAGAAGUAGAGCAGGAGCGAGAAGUCGAGUUCCAAGUCGAGCAGGUACGCCAAGUGCAAAAACCGACGCACUACAAGGCUCUCGCAUUCCCUGGUCUGCAUCCAGCUGUCGUUCUCUUUGCUAAAACUGGCGACCUCACUGGUGGGCAUGGGUACGAACACGUCUUUGAUGCUCUGGCGCGGACGAGCAUCGGUCAAAAAUAUAAUGUUCGUCGCACGACGUCGCAGCUGUACGUAUCGGCUGAGUUCAUGCGCACCAUUGAGCUUGGAAAGCGUAUCUCGAAUGACAACUUCCUCCGCCCUGUUGAAUGGAUCCUGUGGAGCCCUUCGAACGGGACGGCCCUCAUAGUUAUCUCCGAAGAGGCUGAACUUUUGAUUCCCAUGAUCCGUGCAGCGAGAAAGCCAAUUGUGCACCUGAUUACGUAUGCUGCUCCUGUCACAAAAAACAUGCUGCACUUCAACGGACUCUCAUACUAUGUCCUCCCUCGCCUACCCGAUGGCUACACAGCACCCGACUGGCUCUCCAUCGAACUUGGAAUUUUCGCUGGCCGGCUAUAUAUUAACUUCCCGGAGUGUGCUCCUCUGACCAAUUACUUGCAGCUUGCGGACAAGACUGGUACAAACCCCCCGCAGAGUCGCUCCGAGCACGUCGGCAUCUCUACCAAGAAUCCUGUCGACUUCCUACUGGAGUGGCUUACGGUCUGCCGCAAGGGGCAAGACAUCAUGCACACGCCAAUGGGUUAUAUCUGCCAGGGACGGCCCUUGCACGAAAGCCAUCCUUUCUUUGCAGCGCGAAGUACAGAUGCUAGAGAGGUUGAAAGGCCUUUUGGAGGUGGAACUAGUGGCGAUGUAGACGAAGCUGAAGACCAGGAUCCGGACCUUGAGUAG